AUGCUAUCAUUUCCAACAGUGGUGUUUCUGGCUUUCCUGAGUGAAGCUGCAUAUGGAGAUUUAUGCAACCUUAACAAUGGAAUGACCGAUGAGGCUAGGAAGACGUUUCUCAGAAUGCACAAUAAGUUUAGAUCCUUGGUUGCUAGAGGAAAAGCCGUAGACAAACUCGGAGGUUUUGCACCAAAGGCCGCAAAAAUGAUGAAAAUGGUUUGUCGAUUCAAAAGGAUUACUUUCAAGUGA
This is a messenger RNA of Haemonchus placei, 240 nucleotides long. The record is from the annotation of a GenBank genome assembly. NCBI's taxonomy places the organism in Eukaryota, Metazoa, Nematoda, Chromadorea, Rhabditida, Trichostrongylidae.